UUACAAAUCACGAAAAUGCUAAAAUCAUAUUUUGUUAUACUCAUGAUCCUGGGAUGCGUCCCGAAGCUGCAUGGCAUCAGGUUCCAUCUGACACCGAAUGGACGAAAAUGUCUUAAGGAGGAUAUGCAAGCGAACCAAUUGGUAAUGGGCGAAUAUGAAGUCUCAGAUGUGCCCGGACAGAUCGUCAACUACGUUGUACGCGACAGCAAGGGUCAUAUAUUGUCCCAGAAGGAGCGGAUUACCAAAGGAAAGUUCAGCUUCACCGCCGAGGUGUAUGAAACUUACGAGAUCUGUUUCACUUCAAAAGGGGGCGCCAAUCAACCUGGAGCUAAUCAUGAAGUCUCACUAGUUACCAAAAAAGGCAUUGAAGCCAAACGCUCUGAUACCCUUGGGGAGGCAGUCAAAUUGAAGCCGAUCGAGGCGGAUCUAAAGCGUUUAGAAGUUCUUUCGGAUUCGGUUGUUCUUGACUUUGAGCUGAUGCGUAAACGAGAGGAGGAAAUGCGUGACACCAAUGAGAAGACUAACAGUCGUGUCUUAUUCUACAGCGUGUUCAGCAUUUGUUGUCUGCUUGGCUUGGCCACUUGGCAAGUUCUUUACCUUCGCCGAUUUUUCAAGAUUAAGAAGCUCAUCGAUUAGAGACGUUGGCACCCACAUAUGACAUAUAUGUGUAUCCUC
Messenger RNA from Drosophila arizonae, 675 nucleotides. Its product is annotated as transmembrane emp24 domain-containing protein bai pseudogene. The record is from RefSeq and is a predicted model, not a curated record. Lineage: Eukaryota; Metazoa; Arthropoda; Insecta; Diptera; Drosophilidae.